This is a messenger RNA of Daldinia loculata, 733 nucleotides long. RefSeq lists its product as uncharacterized. Lineage: Eukaryota; Fungi; Ascomycota; Sordariomycetes; Xylariales; Hypoxylaceae. The transcript is spliced from 3 exons. Bases 129 to 530 code for a protein of 133 amino acids. The record is from RefSeq and is a predicted model, not a curated record.
UUGCAGGAAGCGAAGGUAGCUUCUUUUUGAAUGAACUAGUUGGUGGAGUGAUGAUAUCAGCCCAGCCAUUAUCCCUGUUUAGUCUGUCUCCGCUAUCGAUAGCCUACCCUGACCUAUCCUAGGCCGAGAUGUACGAGGGCCACAUCAAAAAAGACAUCAGGUAUUGGAAGAUUCCGCGAGACUCGGACGAGAUCGGUCGUUUAAUGCAAUUCUUCCCCGUCCUACUUCAACUUACACUACUUCUUUCUCUACCACACAUUUACGCCUUUCACUCGCUGUAUGGCAAUCUAGCAGAUGUGUUGUCUCUAUUACACUCGCUUUAUAUCUACCUAGUAUUCACUCACUUAUCAAGGCUUCAAGGCUUCUGCAGAGUACCCCACGUCAGUUGUGACAACUCGACAGCAACCCAUCGAUCCACUGUUCGAUUUUCCUCUCAGCCCUCCUCCUCCUCCCCAGGUCGCAUAACUGGCGGAAGGACAGAGCGAAUCCCUACCGUCAGCGGUUCGUUUCUGAAACAACCCAUUAUUUAAAAAUUGAUGAGAGCGGGAAAUCGCAAAUUGACGUCACUAAAUCCUCAUCGCCAUUCUCAAUCGCACGUGUAAGCCGUGCAAGAAUAAUCGUCUGAUCUAACUCAGUUGCAGUUCGGCAGCGGCAGCAACGGGUACCACGGAUGCAAACUCUCUUAUUCAAAGGAGAUCUCAAUCUAUAAAAUUCAAUCUUUUAAAUCAUCCAA